Molecule: messenger RNA, 1647 nt
Organism: Prunus mume (Japanese apricot)
Lineage: Eukaryota; Viridiplantae; Streptophyta; Magnoliopsida; Rosales; Rosaceae
Source: RefSeq, a predicted model, not a curated record
UGUUGGUUUUACAGUAAGUCGGUACUCAGAAAUCGAUAUAGCGGUCGAACUCCAAGUUUACGACUAGGGCUGCGGAGCCUCUUCUGAAGUUCUGAUCGUACACGACCUGCGUUUCAUAGUCGUCGUCCUCCACGGUUUUGGUCUUUGCAGAAGAGAGGCGGAAUCGGAAUCGGACUGGUAGGGUUAGGGCUUUGCAGGGUUAAAGGCUUUUCAACCCUGCCCGACUAUCGAAGCUGAUGCAAUAUGAGUUCGUUCUCCAUCACGCGGAAGAAGACUCCCUUCCAAAAGCACAGAGAGGAGGAAGAGGCAAAGAAAAAGAGAGCGGAGGAGGAAACAGCUCGCUUAUAUAAGGAGUUUGUAGAUUCCUUUCAAGGGGAUAACGCACCUGGGUCGAAGGCUUUUGUGCGAGGAGGAACAAUCAAUCCCAAUGAGAAGGUGAAGGCGGAUGCUGAAGGUGAAAAGUCCAAAGAUGGGGUAUCUGUUCCAAAGAAGGGGAGUAGGUAUGUUCCAUACUUACCAACACCUUCUUUGCCAUCCAAAGGGAAAGAAUCUGAGAAGAAGAGGGAGGAGGAGAAGCCGAGGGAGAAAGAAAAAUUGAAGCCUCGAGAAAUAGAUAAAUAUAUGGAGGAGAGGAAGCAGGAUUACGAGAUGAGGGAUAAGCGAAAUCAAGAGCGUGAACAUUGGCGUGAUGGGCGACCAAUUGAGAAUUCUGCACCAUCCAGUCGCUUUGAUGAACUCCCUGAUGAAUUUGAUCCAAGUGGAAAGCUUCUUGGAUCAUUUGAUGAUGGUGAUCCACAAACUACUAAUCUUUAUGUUGGAAAUCUUUCACCAAAGGUUGACGAAAAUUUUCUUUUGCGAACUUUUGGGAGGUUUGGGCCAAUUGCCAGUGUGAAAAUAAUGUGGCCUAGGACAGAAGAGGAGCGAAGGCGUCAAAGAAAUUGUGGCUUUGUAGCUUUCAUGAAUAGAGCUGAUGGACAGGCCGCGAAGGAUGAAAUGCAAGGAGUGGUGGUUUAUGAAUAUGAGUUGAAGAUUGGGUGGGGCAAGUCUGUCGCUCUACCAUCACAAGCACUACCUGCUCCCCCUCCAGGACAUAUGGCCAUCAGGAGUAAGGAGGGAGCAACUGUAAUCUUGUCUGGCCCAUCAGGCCCGCCUGUCACUUCUGUUCCCAGUCAGAAUUCUGAACUGGUUCUUACUCCAAAUGUUCCUGAUAUAACGGUUGUUCCACCCGAGGAUGAUCACCUCCGCCAUGUGGUUGAUACAAUGGCUUUGUAUGUACUGGAUGGUGGAUGUGCCUUUGAACAAGCUAUUAUGGAGAGAGGCAGAGGGAAUCCUCUUUUCACGUUCUUGUUUGAGCUUGGCUCGAAAGAGCACACUUACUAUGUUUGGAGGCUCUAUUCAUUUGCUCAGGGUGAUACACUACAAAGGUGGCGAACAGAACCUUUCAUUAUGAUUACUGGUAGUGGAAGAUGGAUUCCACCACCUCUUCCCACAGUAAAGAGCCCAGAACAUGGGAAAGAGGCUGGUACCACAUAUGCUGCAGGAAGAAGCAGGCGUGUAGAGCCAGAACGAACACUUACAGAUUCGCAGAGGGAUGAGUUUGAGGAUAUAAACAACCUUUUUUUUAAAGUGACAGCAAUCCCAAACUAG